Messenger RNA from Fomitopsis serialis, 636 nucleotides. RefSeq lists its product as uncharacterized. The transcript is spliced from 2 exons. The record is from RefSeq and is a predicted model, not a curated record. Lineage: Eukaryota; Fungi; Basidiomycota; Agaricomycetes; Polyporales; Fomitopsidaceae. The annotation marks the transcript as partial.
GUCCGCAACUCAGCAUGGCAGCAUCUGUUUGGGCUUGCGACGACGAGGGAGCAGAUGGAGGCGGUGGUGCAGCUGUUCCCGAAAUGGAGGGACUCGAAGCCGAGGCGUUCCUUCAACAUACAGAACGCAGAGCUAUUCGCUCGCCGCUGUGAGGAACUGAAGUGCCCCGACCUCGCUCUCAACGUCUUCGCCGACCACUCAAAAUACGGCUUUGACCUCGCCUCGCCCCGCGCUGCCAGGCGGCUUCUUCACGCCCUCCACGACGAGUACCCGCUGAAGGACACCAUCACCCUUGCCGCGCUCUUCGGCGUAUACAAGCUCCCGCCCAUCUCGUCUGACCUCAUCUCCUGCGCGAUGUUCACCGCCGCGUGCCUCAAGCACCGCACCUCCCAGUCGCUCACGGUCGCGCGCCAGAUGGUCCCACAGCUCAAGGAGCUUUUGACGAACACAGACCCGAAGGAGAUGGAGCUCCCGCAGGACGGCAGGGGCUGGGUGAAGGUCGACGCGAAGGAGAAGGGCUGGCUCGCGCGGAGUUUGGCUAACGUGGAGCAGGCGCUGGGCAAGGAGGAGGGCGACCAUAGCUGGCUCAGCAAGUGGCGGCAGGACAGUGGGCACGGAGAAGCCGUGUCGCCGUGA